Molecule: messenger RNA, 906 nt
Organism: Sporothrix brasiliensis 5110
Lineage: Eukaryota; Fungi; Ascomycota; Sordariomycetes; Ophiostomatales; Ophiostomataceae
Exons: 2
Coding region: 1-906 (301 amino acids)
Molecular function (GO): oxidoreductase activity, acting on the CH-OH group of donors, NAD or NADP as acceptor
Source: RefSeq, a predicted model, not a curated record
AUGGCGGCCUACCAACCACCAUUGGCUGGCAAGCUGGCCAUCAUUACUGGUGCAUCACGAGGCAUCGGUGAGGCUAUUGCCCGCAACCUGGCUGCCAAGGGCUGUAACCUUGUCCUCAACUACACGUCGGCGUCGUCCAAGGUCCUUGCGGAGACUCUUGGUUCCGAGCUGGCCACUGCCCAUGGCGUCCGAAUUCUCUGUGUGCAGGCCGACGUCGGCGGCGAGCCUGGCGAGCCGGCUGCAGGCGGCGGUGCGGCGGGCAUCGUCGCCCUCGCCAAGGCCUUUUUUGCUCCCGAUGCGGCUGACGGAACGCCGACGCCGUUCCAGAUCGACAUCCUGAUCAACAACGCCGGCAUUGCGCGCAACGACCGCAUCGAGGACGUCAAGGUCGCCGACUUUAACGAGACCUACCGCGUCAACGUGCUGGGCCCACUGCGCCUCGUGCAGGCUGCCAAGCCGUUCUUGCCCGCUGCCGGCACGCGCUCGGGACGCAUCGUCAACCUGUCGUCUGUGUCAUCGACGGCCGGGUUCAUUGGCCAGUCUGUGUACGGCGGCUCCAAGGCGGCCCUCGAGGCAAUGACGCGCACGUGGGCGCGCGAACUGUCUGAGCACGCGACGGUCAACUCCAUCAACCCGGGCCCCGUGGCCGGCCCCAUGUACGCAUCCAACACGCAAGAGUUCCUCAACGACAUCAAGGGCUGGAUUGACCGCGCGCCACUCAUGCGGCCGCGUGCCGGCGUGGAUGCCGAUGACGUUGUCGCGGCCGCGCGCGAGCCUCUUUCGGGCGGCGGCCGUCCGGCGUACCCUGCCGAAAUUGCCGGCAUCGUGGGCAUGCUGACGCUGCCUGACUCGGCGUGGUGCACUGGCCAGGUCGUGUCUGCCAACGGCGGCAUGAUUAUGCAGUAG